AUGCAGCCACGGUUCAAGACUUCCUGGAACACUAUGAGGUCGGAGACACAGUUGGCGUUGGAGGUGGUGGACAAGUCGCGUUAUGCCGCAGGGGACAACAGCCUGGAGCGGGAGAUCCAGGUGUUGUGCAAGGUGGACCACCCCAACUGCAUCAAGCUGUAUGCAGUGUACAUAACCCAGCGCAAGGUCUACAUUGUGACGGAGCUGGUCACAGGGGGCGAGCUGCUGGACAGGGUGACUGAAAAGGGAAACUACACAGAGAAGGACGCGGCCAACUUGAUUCGGCAAAUACUCAGCGGCGUGGCAUACCUCCACGCGAAAGGCAUCGUGCACCGCGACUUGAAGCUGGAGAAUAUGGUGAUGCUCAACGAGCGCGAUGACUCGCCGGUCAAGAUUGCGGACUUUGGCCUCUCCAAGUUCUUCAGCGCUGACAACGUGCUCUCCACCAUGUGUGGAUCCCCGCAAUACGUGGCGCCCGAGGUGCUGGGCGUGGGGGACGGCGUCAAGGAGUACUCGCCCGCGGUGGACAUGUGGAGCGUGGGCGUCAUCCUCUUCAUCCUGCUGUCGGGCUACUCGCCGUUCGACGACGACAACGACGCGGUGCUGUUUGAGAAGAUCAAAUCGGGCAACUACGAUGAUGACGACCCCAUCUGGGAGACCGUGUCGCCGGAGGGCAAGGACAUAGUGGGGCAGCUUCUGACUGUGGACGCGGGCAGGCGGCUCAGCGCGGAGCAGGCGCUGAAGCAUCCCUGGGUGGCGGGCCAGGUGUUUGAGGAGGACGAGGGCAAGGGCCGGCAGCAGCUGCAGAGCACGACGGACAAGCUCAAGAGCAUGGCGGUCAAGCGGGAGAGCAUGCGGCAGCAGAGCUUCAAGCAGGCGGCCGACGGCAGCAGCGGCGGCGGCCCAGUCGCGGCGGCGGGGGCGGCGGCGGUGGCGGCGGCGGGCGCCGCGGCUCCCACCACCUUGCAAGGCGUGGAGGAGGGGGAGUGA
Monoraphidium neglectum is the source of this 990-nucleotide messenger RNA. Its product is annotated as calcium/calmodulin-dependent protein kinase I. Gene Ontology annotation, biological process: protein phosphorylation. Gene Ontology annotation, molecular function: protein kinase activity; ATP binding. The transcript has 9 exons. NCBI's taxonomy places the organism in Eukaryota, Viridiplantae, Chlorophyta, Chlorophyceae, Sphaeropleales, Selenastraceae. The coding region runs from base 1 to 990 and encodes 329 amino acids. The record is from RefSeq and is a predicted model, not a curated record.